This is a messenger RNA of Ilex paraguariensis (yerba mate), 900 nucleotides long. The record is from the annotation of a GenBank genome assembly. Lineage: Eukaryota; Viridiplantae; Streptophyta; Magnoliopsida; Aquifoliales; Aquifoliaceae.
AUGCUAUUUGAGAAGGAACCGCAAAAUAGCAUUGGAACUUGGGAGAAAGGAAAAAUACUGAAAACGCAGCAACUCUACUGUCUCUCUACCCAACAUGUGCAUAUAAAUACACAGCACAGUGACAACUCCACCAGUAGCAGCAAUAACAACAGGAAGGGCAAAGUCAAGGGAGGUCCUGAUAACAGCAAGUUUAAGUACAGAGGAGUGAGACAGCGAAGUUGGGGCAAGUGGGUGGCCGAGAUCCGUGAGCCUAGAAGGCGAACAAGACGGUGGCUCGGCACCUUCGCCACCGCCGAAGAUGCGGCGCGUGCAUAUGACCGCGCAGCCAUUACACUUUACGGUUCUAGGGCUCAGCUCAACCUCCAGCCCUCUGGUGCUGGCCCAUCUUCUCAGUCCACUCUUAGUAGCUCUUCUUCUUCUUCCACUCAAACCCUUCGUCCAAUACUUCCUCGUCCUUCUGUGUUUAGCCUCACCUUUUCUUCUUCACCGGCUCCGCCUUCUGCGGCCGCUGGAGUGGUGGCUGGUUACUGUCCAUACGGAUUGUACCCUACCUUACACUACCCUACUAUAGCACAAACACAAAGUCCACAACAAGUAUUGCAACAACAACUAGAGUGUAUAGGGCCUAAUUUCGAUGUUGAGGCUGACCCCACCAGUAGGUUUAAUUUCCAACAGACUUCUUAUGCAAACCCUAAUUGUGUGUACGAUGAAAUCAACUCACUGGUGGGCUCAGUUGGGUCAAGCUUGUCUUUGUCUUCUCAGCCAGUUGUUGCACCGGCGGUGACAGAUCUGACUAUGACCGCCGGACCAGCAUCUCCAGCUUUGUGGCCAUUGACAAACGACGAUGAGUUACCUCCGGCUAGUAUUUGGGACUAUAGCGACCCGUUCUUCGAUAUUUGA